GACGUCAUCAGACAGGUCUUCAUGAGGCACGCAGUUGCACGCUAUAAAAAUAAUGUCCACAAGAUGAGGAACAUGGAGUCCAAGCACAUCUCUGUGAGCCAGAAUAUCUGGGACGAGUGGAAUGCAUUCUGGUGCUUAGAGGAUGCGAAGAAGAAGUUUCUGACCGCCCGAGCUAAUCGGAUGAGCGAGCCGGCGGGCGCCGGCUCUGAGCCUGUUCUCCAUACAAGGGGAUCCCGCUCAGCCCUCAAGCAUAUAGAUGUCAUGGCUAAGGAGCUCGGCCCCAAGCCGAGCGCAGUGGAAUUGUAUAGUCGGCUUCAUCAGAAGAAAGCUAAUAAGAGGCUUGUUGACAAGCGGGCUCAGGAUAUGACUGACGCGAUCGUUCAAAAACUUGCUGCUGCGUCUCAGACGGCACUCGGAGAGGAUUCCUCGAGUCCAGCGAAUGUUGACGAGACCCGGAUAUUUUUGGACAUCGAGGGCGUCAACAACAAGCAUCCCCUGUACGGGUUUGAUUCUGCGACUAGUAGGUACGCGGCCACGAGUAGUAGGGCACGUGGCAGCUCCUCGCGUUCACAGCAGUCAGACCAGAAGGUUGAUCACAGAGUUGAGAAGCGGAUGGUCGUGUUGGAGCGUCAGGUUGAGGAGCGGAUGGCCGCACUAGAGCGUCAGUAGAAGGCCGACGAGGAUGAGCGGAUGGCCGCUAUUGUCCGUGCAGAGCUUGCAAAGAUGAUGCCUAACCAUCCUGCUGAGUUUUGCCCACAGCAUCCCCCAUCCCUGCCAGACGAUGAUAACGCUACGGCUCUUUAGUGUGUGUUUAGCUUUUAUAUCCGUACAGUUUAUGUUUUUUUAGCACUUUACACAUUUACAUUUUAUGUAAACUUUGAUACAUACAUACAUAUAUAG
Messenger RNA from Mercurialis annua (annual mercury), 900 nucleotides. RefSeq lists its product as uncharacterized. NCBI's taxonomy places the organism in Eukaryota, Viridiplantae, Streptophyta, Magnoliopsida, Malpighiales, Euphorbiaceae. The record is from RefSeq and is a predicted model, not a curated record. The transcript has 3 exons. The coding region runs from base 22 to 669 and encodes 215 amino acids.